GGAGCCUCCUGCAGUUUGCAGGCGUACAGACAGCCAGAGGAAUACCACGGCUGUGCCUCUGCUCUGCCUUGGACUGUGGUGUGGGCUAUAGCGCUGCAGGACGCGGCGUCCCCACUGUCUCAACGUUGAGCCUGUGCGGCAGCGGCAGAAUUCACUCUGCUACCGCCUUGCCUGCUGCACUUCGCCGCUCCCAGAGAGAGAAACCCGUCUGUACUCCACUUUCAAGUCGCUAAAGGGGCCCGUGGAUUGGAACUAAUUAUUGCGCCUAUUGGAUCAAUUUGAGUGGACUUACUGUUAGGUCGUUGUUUUUCAUGGUUGAAUACAGUAGGCUAUAUGGAUACCCAAUCUGCGUGAUAUUGGUUCAUGAUUGAGAAGCGCGGAGGGGCGUGGAAUUAAUUGAAAUCUAUUUGUUCUUCUUGGAUGUAAAACAACCGAGAUUUAUUUCUCCCCACUCCUCCCUUCCCAUCUCCUCACCUUCAACAUGACUUCUCUGUCUGGGACCAAAGAGAGGUCUGUGACCAGCAGGAGCAGAAAAUACGGGAUUACCGACACCUCCCCGACAAAAUCAACCUCCUUCUCCCCGGAGACAUGGUACAGAAAGGCCUAUGAAGAGUCCCGGACCGGCAGCCGACCAGCUCCAGAGGGAGCCGGAUCUAUGCCCAGCUCCACAGGCACCCCCUCCCCAGGAUCUGGCACCUCGUCCCCGGGAUCCUUCUCCGGUUCCCCCGGGACCAUAUCUCCAGGGAUCGGGACCGGUUCCCCUGGGUCUCUAGGUGGCUCGCCAGGUUUCGGUACAGGUUCGCCUGGCUCUGGCAGCGGGAGCUCCCCUGGUUCUGAGAGAGAGAGGGGGAUAUGGUGUGAGCACUGCAAUGCCCGGCUGGCGGAGCUGAAGAGACAGGCGCUGAAGCUACUGAUUCCCGGCCCCUACUCCAGCAAGGAUCCGUCCUUCUCCCUGCUCCUCCACGAUAAGCUUCAGGUGCCCAACAGCUCGGGGCGGGCCUGGAAUGAGCGUGACAGUCGCUGUGACGUAUGUUCCACCCACCUGACCCAGCUGAAACAGGAAGCAGUCCACAUGGUGCUGACCAUGGACCAAUGGGACCUGUCCCCCAGCUCGCCCCCCACCCUGCCCAGCCACAGUGGCCCUCCACAGGGCCCCACAGCCCCAUGGGACUGGGCCUACCUCCCAUCAGCCGCAGCAGCCUACCCCCAUCCCCGUCCAAACCCACACCACCCUACCAUGCCUCCAACGUCCUCUACUGCGUCCUUCUCCAGCCUCAGCCAUGCUGCGUCCAACCCCAGCCCAGGUGCAACUUCUGUGGGUCAAACAUCCACCCAUGCAGCCUCUUCUGUGCCGGCCCCGGCGUCCACAUCGCCGGCUCCAUCCCCGGUGCACCAGGGAGGGCAACCCCGCCAAGGUUCCAAGCCCAGUUCCCUAGGAGUGGGCCUUGGGGUGGAGAGGAGGAACGUCCCGGCACACUCCAGUAAGGCCACCGGUGUCCCGUCGGCCCAGCCGCCCAACAGCCCCAGUAGUAACGGGAACAAUGCUGGGAGCGGAGCAGUGCUGAGUACAGCAGCACUGCAGGCUCACCAGUACAUGUCUCGCACCAACGGAGGAGGAGUCACACUCUACCCCUACCAGAUCUCCCAGAUGAUAUCUGAUGGGUGUCGAGAGGGUGUGACGGAGGCAGUUCUGAACCGCUACAACGCUGAUCGCCCCUCGUCCUCGCAGGCCCCUCCCACUAUGCAGGUUACCACGGCAGCACCAACCACCACCUCUGCUGCCGCGUCCUUCUUCGCCAGAGCUGCUCAGAAGUUGAACCUAUCAUCGAAGAAGAAGAAGCAGCGCCCAGAGCCCCCCCAGUGGUGUGUGCCCCCUCUGUUCCCCACCAACUUCAGUGGGACCCUGCAGACCGGCCCUCCCCCCCCACCUUGCCUGUUACGGGCUGCCAGCAAGAUCAAAGACACCCCCGGACUGGGCAAGGUGAAGGUGAUGGUGCGUGUGUGUCCUGUGAUGUCCUCGGACGCAGCAGAGUCCAGCUCUUUCCUCAAGGUGGACACCAGGAAGAAGCAGGUGACCAUUAUGGAUCCAUCAGCCAACCAGAUGCAAGGAAACACCCUCCAGAAACGAGGAGUCAAUCAGGCCCCACCUAAGAUGUUUGCCUUCGACGCAGCCUUCCCCCAUGAUGCAUCACAGGCGGAGGUGUGUGCUGGUACUGUAGCUGAGGUCAUUCAGUCGGUGGUGAACGGAGCAGAUGGCUGUGUCUUCUGCUUCGGACACUCUAAACUGGGUAAAUCCUACACCAUGAUAGGUGGUGACGAGUCCAUGCAGACCCUGGGGAUCAUCCCCUGUGCCAUCUCCUGGCUCUUCAAGCUCAUCAACGAGAGAAAGGAGAAGACGGGAGCACGCUUCUCUGUCCGAGUCUCAGCCGUAGAGGUUUGGGGUAAAGAGGAGAACUUGAAGGACUUGCUGUCUGAAGUGGCGACAGGCAGUUUGCAGGACAGCCAGUCCCCUGGAGUUUACCUCUGCGAGGACCCCAUCUGUGGCAUGCAGCUCCAGAACCAGAGUGAGCUGCGAGCCCCCACGCCAGAGAAAGCAGCCUUCUUCCUGGAUGCAGCCAUAGCAGCUCGGUACAGCAGCAGAGCUGACUCCGACCCGGAGGAGCAUCUCAACUCACACAUGCUGUUCACACUGCACAUCUACCAGUACCGCAUGGAGAAGACUGGCAAGGGAGGGAUGUCGGGAGGUCGCAGUAGACUCCACCUGAUAGACCUGGGCAGCUGUGUGAAGGUGCUGGGAGGAGAGAAGGGCAGGGAGAGCAGUGGUAGUACAGCAGCAGGGCUGUGUCUGUCUCUGUCUGCCCUGGGGAACGUUAUCCUGGCUCUGGUCAACGGCAGCAAACAUAUCCCCUACAAGGACAGUAAGCUGACCAUGCUACUGAGAGAGUCACUGGGCAACAUGAACUGUCGGACCACCAUGAUCGCCCACAUCUCCUCGUCGCCUAGCAACUUCUCUGACACGCUCUCCACCCUCCAGAUCGCCUCGCGCCUCCUCCGUAUGAAGAAGAAGAAGACCAAAGUCAGUAUGCAAUACACGUCCAGUUCGUCAGGGGGUGAGAGUUCGUGUGAGGAGGGUCGUAUGCGUCGCCCCACCCACCUGAGACCAUUCCACUCCCGUAGCUCUGCAGACUCCAACCUUCCCCUGCUGCACCUCUCCAGCGACCCAGAUGACUACUCCAGUAGCGAGCAGUCCUGCGACACCGUCAUCUACGUGGGCCCCAAUGGGGGUGCUAUCUCGGACCGUGAGCUGACCGACAACGAGGGUCCGCCAGAGUUUGUCCCCAUCAUUCCUGCUCUGCUGAAGAGCAAAGCCGAGUCUGGCGUCCUGCCGACUACACCAACUCUACAACAGCAACAGCAACAGACAGUACUCUCCCAGCCCCAGCCCCAGCCCCAGCCUGCCCCUACACAGACACACACCCAGCCCUCUGCCCUGCCGACACAGUCCCUCACCUCCCUAACCCAGCCCCCACUCCCUCUCCUCCAACCCCUGGGCCAACCCCUGCCCCCUGUGCCAGAGGAAGGAGCGGAGUGUCUCAAGUGCAACACCUUCGCCGAGCUGCAGGAGCGGCUGGAGUGUAUCGACGGGAGCGAAGAGGUGGCCAGGUUCCCCUUUGAGGAGGUGCCGGUUAGUAGGGGGGCCAAGUCUGACACCCUGGUCCCCACUGGGUCUGAGACGGAGCCUACGGGAGGGGCGGGAGUGGAGGUAGAGACCUCCAGGAGGAUGUCCAAUGACAAGCAGCUCCAGGAGAUCAGGGAGGUGGUGGAAGAGGCAGAACUGGCCCAGACCAUGAUAGAGAGUCUGAGCCUGACCGGCAACAGCAGUGUGACGGGCAGCAGUGGAGCUGGACACACUAACCCUCUACAGAGGGCCAAGAGCGCCAGCCUCCAUGACAGUCGUGAGUCUCUGAGCGCAGGCAGUAGCAGUGAUGGUAAGCCCCGCCCCCUGGGUUCUCCUCGGCUGGGCAUCGCCUCUCUUACCAAGACCUCUGACUACAGACCUCCUUCCUCACCCUCACAGCGCUGCAAGGUCUACACCCAGAAGGGUGUGAUGCCGGGAACGCCCCCUCUGUCCUGCCAGAGUCUGUCUACUGCAGACAGCCUGGCUGCAGAUAGUGGGAGGUCCUCUACAGAUUCCCUGCUGCAGCUGGAGUCCCUGUCCAGGACCUCCCCCAUGAGAAUCAGUCCCCAGGUGCUAAAGCGCACCGACUCCUUGUCUGCCAGCCUGGGGUCGGCUGAGACCCUGUGUGACGAUAAUGUUCCUCAGAUACCUCUGGAUGUACGCAGGGACACCCCAGUUCCUGCUCUAGCCCCCUGCCCCUCCUCUACCCCAGCCCCAGCAGACCCUCGCUCUCUGGGGGAAGAUGAGCUGGUAUUCACCCUGGGGUGUCAGGAGGGGCUGGAUGUCCGGGGCCUGCUGGACAGUGGCGGUCGUCCCACUAGCAUCAUUAGCUUCACCAGCGACUGUUCCGUCACCGCCCUGGCCUCGGGAUCCCGCCCUGUCUCCAUCAUCAGCAGCAUCAGCGAUGACCUGGAGUGCUACGGAAACAACACUACUGUCAUUGCUACGACCACCGGAAUGGUCACAAUGACAAGCGCCUCAGUUGCCGGGGUGAUCGCCAUGGCGGAAGUCAGCAUGGCGAAGCUUCGCAUGGAAGGAGAGGCGAUGGCGGCGCUGCCUAGCUGCCGGUCGUCCAUCUCAUCAUGGCUGAGUGAGCUGAGUGCUGGGAGUGACGGGGAUCAGUCCCUGCACAGUUUCGGCCAGUCCUAUGGACAUGGGGAGGCUCUGGCCGAGCUAGACCCCCCACAGGUGCCUCUCUCUGGGGCAGAGGAGCAAGAUGAGGUGUCCCUGAGUUCUAGAGGACGGAAGACUCCUGACAGCAACGUAGUGUUGUGUGGAGAUGAGAAAGGAACGGAGAAGGAGAAGAGCACCCUGACUAAAGAGAGGCUGAAGAGACUGUCUCCCUCCAUGGGUAAGACCAACAUUACAGUAUCCAACAUCCAGACCCUGGGGGCCUCCAGCAACUUCAUCCCCUUCAAGACCAACAUCACAGUCCACCCCUGUGUGGCCGUCAAACCCAUGGUUAUACAGGAGCCCACUAUACUGUCCUCCCCUACCAAGACUCACCUGUUGUCCAAGGACCCAGCCAAGCCUGCCCAAGCCCUGGUCCUGGCCUCCAUGUCCAGCGAUCUCAGCUUCGACGACCCCUGGAUGAAGAGAGAUGGAGGCGAUGUGAGGUCUAAGGAGCUGGUGUGUGAGGUGAAGCCGGAGAAGAGGGUGGUGGAGCCACCAGUCAAGAAAGACCCAGCUAAGACCCAGGCCUGGCCCCAGGGUGACAGGGCCAGCAGGGUGGACAGUGGCUACGGAGGGGACCGUUGCAGCUCCAGCAGCGGUGAGACCGUCUCCUCUCCAGACUCCUGUAAGAGGGUGGUGGACGGCUGUGAGAUGGUGCUGGUUAGCUCUGGGGAGUGUCUGAUGACUCCCGUCUACUCUGCCGACAUCCUGCGCACCGCCAGUCUGCCCCGCGGCUGGCACCGGAUCAACCGCCACGACGGCCUAGACGAGGACUCACUCCGCUACGGCGCUAAUGGAGGAGGGGCAGGGGGGGAGUCUCGGGGCCUAGGGAUCACCACCUCCACCCCCUGUAGUCCGAGGGCAACACUGGACCGACGGGGGUCGUCCGGGAGACAAGGCCUGUUCUCCCGCCAGAAAGGGAUCCCACCGCUGCCACCAGUACGCAAGUCCAGUCUGGACCAGAAGAACCGGUCAGGAGGCCCCCUCAGCCCCCUGCAUGCACCCAUCCAUGGCCUCUCCUUCCUGGGGAGCACCCCGGAGGACCUAGAUAGGCUUGGUGGAGGGAAACAGAAGGGGUCUAAUGUGGAGAGCAGUAGGUUGUUCAGUGCUAAACUAGAGCAACUGGCUAACAGAACCAACUCUCUGGGGCGGUCCCAUGGAGGUCACAGCUCUCUUGGCCCCCACUAUGACUGCCUCUCCCUGGAGAGGGGGGAGAGCCUCAGCUCUCUGGUCUGGAAGGGGGCAGCCGGAGGGGGGAGGGGGGACUGCAAUAUGCCCCAUCCCGGACGUAGCAUCCGCUGUGGCUCAGUGUCAUCCUCCUCCCCUAAUGGAAACGGUUCCGGUAACAGCCCCGGCAGUGCUCCCAAGUCGCCCAAGUCGAGCCAGUCGAAGAUCUCAGCGGUCAGCAAGCUGCUGAUGGCCAGCCCUAAGACCCGCAGCCUUUCGGCCUCCAGCACCAAGACACUCAGCUUCUCCACCAAGUCUCUUCCCCAGUCUGUCAACCGCAGCUCCAGCUUGCCUCCCAACGGCAAGACCCAGCCGCAGCCCCAGCCCCAGGGUCAGACCUCCAGCCAGGCCCUGGGACAAAACAAGGAACCCAGCUCUGGCUCCUGGGCCACCCAGUCUUUGAGUCGCAGCCGAGGGGGAGGCCUGGCCGCCAAGCUGCCUCUGAGAGCCGCCAACGGACGCAUCUCCGAGCUGCUUCAGGGCAACGGAGGCUCUCGAUCCACCAGUCACAACCGAGGAGGAGGCUCCGAAGCUGGGGAGGAGAGGGGUGCUGGAGGAAGUGGAGGUGGAGCAGGUGGUGGAGGGGCACAGGGAGAGGAGAGACCAGUGAUGGUCCACACCCUGCCGUCUCCCUACAGUAAGAUCACAGCCCCCAAGCGGCCCCAGCGCUGCAGCAGCGGCCAUGCCAGUGACAACAGUAGUGUUCUGAGUGGGGAGCUGCCCCCGGCCAUGGGGAAGACAGCCCUGUUCUACCACAGCGGGGCCAGCAGUGGCUACGAGAGCAUGCUGAGGGACAGCGAGGCCACAGGAAGCACCUCCUCUGCCCAGGACUCUCUGAGCGAACAUAGCUCAGCCACCAGCAGCAGCCGCCGUGGCCUCAAGAACAACAAGAAGAGGAACAACAACACAGGUACCCAGCGUCGUCGUCUGAUUCCCAGCCUGACCCUGGACUCGUCCUCUCUGAUCAGGAAGCCCGCCAUCAGCUCCAGCGUACGCUGGGUAGAUGGCCCGCUAAGCCCCGCCCCCAGGGGAACCACAGAACCCUUCGAGAUAAAGGUCUACAAGAUAGACGACGUGGAGCGCCUGCAGAGGAGGAGAGAGAAAGGAAACAAGGAGGUGGUUUAUCUCAGUGCUAAACUGAAGACCUUGGAGCACAGGCAGCAGAGGAUCUCCGAGGUCCGAGCCAAGUACGACUGGCUGAAGAAAGAGCUGGAGCAGACCAAGCAGCACCUGAUGCUGGAGCCAGAGAAAUGGACCACUGAAUUUGACCUGCAGCAGACGUUUGAGGUGGACUCUCUGGAGUACCUGGAGGCUCUAGAGGUGAUGACAGACAGACUGGAGACCAGGGUCAACUUCUGCAAGGCUCACCUCAUGAUGGUCACCUGCUUCGACGUGACCUGCUGCCGCAGGUAGACCAACGGACGGACCACACCUCCGCUAGGACCGUUAGGACCCAAAGGACUAGGAGCAGCUCGGAUACAACAGCAGAGAGAGGGAUGGAGCGGAGGGAGGGAUUUCCUUGAGGAGGUGCAGAAGAACAAAGGCAGACACUAAAGAUGAAUAUUUUUUUAAGCAGCGGGACAGGGAGCGAGGGAGGGAGGGAGAGGAGGAGGAUGAAGAAGAGAAUGAAGAGGAGGAAGAGAGGGUGUUUUUUUUUUUUUAAAUGAGGAGUAUAUCUCCCACCUGACAGGAAGAGCACUUUUACUGGGGAGUUGUUGGAGAUGAAGUUUGUAAAUAAAGUUGUGCUUGCUUUGAAUAAGGACUGGCUGAUAGACGGCUAUAGACACGUAGGGAAAAAAAGGAGAAAAGAACGACAGAAAAGAAAAGCAAACCAACCUUGUGUGUGAAAGACAAGUGCCUUGCGAACACUUCGAAAUCGGAACCAUUGCUCCUGUAUUUGUGUACAGAUGGUGCUAGCUGAAAAAAAGAAGAGAUCUCAAAAGUAAAAAGAAGAAAUAAGUUGUGGAAAGUAAAAACCACAGCUCCGUUUUACUCUGUGUUUCCUCCCCUGACUAGCUGUUCUCAGUGGCUUGUAUUGUUCUGCACUAGUUAGGAUUCAACUUUAGGAACUGCUACGUGUACGUUUUCUAUACCUCUUUUUAAAAAUUCUCUGAAGACAGUGACACCACACAGAGUGCUUUAGGGGAUAGGAAAUUAUGUAUAAGGACGGACAAGACCCAGGGAAGGGAGGUGGUGGUGGUGGUUUAUCUUAUGGCCCAUUGAUUUCAUUGUCAUCCCUCAGGCUAUGGUAACUGAAGUAUUCAGUCGGGGGUUCAGGCCUAACACACACCCACCACCCACCCGUCCCCUAACGAUGAUCAAGAGGUGCAGAGAGACAUCAGCUAGAAAGGAGGGGAGAUGGAGGGAUGAACAAAGGCUAAAAGAAAAUGUUAUCAUUAGGGGAACAUCAUAAUAACGACCAUAGAAGGGGAUGGGUGUGACCAUGUGAUUAAUGGGUUAAAGGGACACUGCUCUAUUCUACAGGUCUAAAAAAUGGGGGCCAUCUGAGUUUAAAUAUGAGUGUAGAGGAAAAUGUCCCAUUCACUCUGCUUGGUGCCACUGUCGUGGUGCAUUCACUUUCAUAAUAGUUUGGUGCUUGAGACAGUUUCAGAUCUAAAUGUUUGUAUACACAUACAUACAUAUAUAUACACAUAUACACACACAUACAUAUAUAUACAGUAGGAGUUAUUUUAACUUGUUUUUCAAACAUUGCACAAAUUUCUUGUUAACAAACUAUAAUUUUGGCAAGUCGGUUAGGACAUCUACUUUGUGCAUGACACAAGUCAUUUCUCCAACAGAAGUUUACAUACCCUAAGUUGACUGUGCCUUUAAACAGCUUGGAAAAUUCCAGAAAAUGAUAUCAUGGCUUUAGAAUCUUCUGAUAGGCUAAUUGACAUUGGAGGUGUACCUGUGGAUGUAUUUGAAGGCCUACUUUCAAACUCAGUGCAUCUUUGCUUGACAUCAUGGGGAAAUCUAAAGACAUCAGCCAAGACCUCAGAAAAACAAUUGUAGACCUCCACAAGUCUGGUUCAUCCAAUUUCCAAUCGCAUGAAGGUACCACGUUCAUCUGUACAAACAAUAGUACGCAAGUAUAAACACCAUGGGACCACGCAGCCGUCAAACCGCUCAGGAAGGAGACGCAUUCUGUCUCCUAGAGAUGGACGUACUUUGGUGCGAAAAGUGCAAAUCAAUCCCAGAACAACAGCAAAGGACCUUGUGAAGAUGCUGGAGGAAACAGGUACAAAAGUAUCUAUAUCCACAGUAAAACGAGUCCUAUAUCAACAAAACCUGAAAGGCCGCUCAGCAAGGAAGAAGCCACUGCUCCAAAACCGCCAUAAAAAAGCCAGACUACAGUUUGCAACUGCACAUGGGGACAAAGAUCAUACUUUUUGGAGAAAUGUCAUCUUGACUGAUGAAACAAAAAUAGAACUGUUUUGGCCAUAAUGACCAUCAUUAUGUUUGGAGGAAAAAGGGGGAGGCUUGUAAGCCGAAGAACACCAUCCCAACCGUGAAGCACCGGGGUGGCAACAUCAUGUUGUGGGGUGCUUUGCUGCAGGAGGGACUGGUGCACUUCACAAAAUAGAUGGCAGAAUGAGGGAGGAAAAUUAGGUGGAUUUACUGAAGCAACAUCUCAAGACAUCAGUCAGGAAGUUAAAGCUUGGUCGCAAAUGGGUCUUCCAAAUGGAUAAUGACCCCAAGAAUACUUCCAAAGUUGUAGCAAAAUGGCUAAAGGCCAACAAAGUCAAGGAGUGGCCAUCACAAAGCCCUGACCUCAAUCCUAUAGAACAUUUGUGGGCAGAACUGAAAAAGUGUGUGUGAGCAAGGAGGCCUACAAACCUGACUCAGUUAAACCAGCCAGCUCUGUCAGGAGGAAUGGGACAAAAUUCACCCAACUUAUUGUAGGAAACUUGUGGAAGGCUACGUGAAACGUUUGACCCAAGUUAAACAAUUUAAAGGCAAUACUACCAAAUACUAAUUAAGUGUAUGUAAACUUCUGACCCACUGGGAAUGUGAUGAAAGAAAUUAAAGCUAAAAUAAAUCAUUCUCUCUACUAUUAUUCUGAUAUUUCACAUUCUUAAAAUAAACUGACCUAAAACAGGGUAUUUUUACUAGGAUUAAAUGUCAGGAAUUGUGAAAAACUGAAUUUGGCUUAGGUUGUAUGUAAACUUCCGACUUCAACUGUAUACGUAUGUGUGUGUAUAUAUACAUAUAUGCAAAUGUAUGUGUAUAUAUACACAUAUGUAAUGUAUAUAUGUGGGGCAAAAAAGUAUUAAGUCAGCCACCAAUUGUGCAAGUUCUCCCACUUAAAAAGAUGAGAGAGGCCUGUAGUUUUCAUCAUAGGUACACUUCAACUAUGACAGACAAGAUGAGAAAAAAAAUCCAGAAAAUCACAUUGUAGGAUUUUUUAUGAAUUUAUUUGCAAAUUAUGGUGGAAAAUAAGUAUUUGGUCACCUACAAACAAGCAAGAUUUCUGGCUCUCACAGACCUGUAACUUCUUCAACAGCCUCCUCUGUCCUCCACUCGUUACCUGUAUUAAUGGCACCUGUUUGAACUUGUUAUCAGUAUAAAAGACACCUGUCCACAACCUGAAACAGUCACACUCCAAACUCCACUAUGGCCAAGACCAAAGAGCUGUCAAAGGACACCAGAAACAAAAUGGUAGACCUGCACCAGGCUGGGAAGACUGAAUCUGCAAUAGGUAAGCAGCUUGGUUUGAAGAAAUCAACUGUGGGAGCAAUUAUUAGGAAAUGGAAGACAUACAAGACCACUGAUAAUCUCCCUCGAUGUGGAUCUCCACGCAAGAUCUCACCCCGUGGGGUCAAAAUGAUCACAAGAACGGUGAGUAAAAAUCCCAGAACCACACGGGGGGACCUAGUGAAUGACCUGCAGAGAGCUGGGACCAAAGUAACAAAGCCUACCAUCAGUAACACACUACGCCGCCAGGGACUCAAAUCCUGCAUUAAACUUUUUGGCUGGGUCUUUCAGCAUGACAAUGAUCCAAAACACACCGCCCGGACAACGAAGGAGUGGCUUCGUAAGAAGCAUUUCAAGGUCCUGGAGUGGCCUAGCCAGUCUCCAGAUCUCAACCCCAUAGAAAAACUUUGGAGGGAGUUGAAAGUCUGUGUUGCCUAGCAACAGCCCCAAAACAUCACUGCUCUAGAGGAGAUCUGCAUGGAGGAAUGGGCCAAAAUACCAGCAACAGUGUGUGAAAACCUUGUGAAGACUUACAGAAAACAUUUGACCUCUGUCAUUGCCAACAAAGGGUAUAUAACAAAGUAUUGAGAUAAACUUUUGUUAUUGACCAAAUACUUAUUUUCCACCAUCAUUUGCAAAUAAAUACAUUCAAAAUCCUACAAUUUGAUUUUUUUCUUCUCAAUUUGUCUGUCAUAGUUGAAGUGUACCUAUGAUACAAAUUACAGGCCUCUCUCAUCUUUUUAAGUGGGAGAACAUGCACAAUUGGUGGCUGACUAAAUACUUUUUUGCCACACUGUAUAUACAUAUAUAUAUAUAUAUAUAUAUACACACACAUAUAUAGCCUGUUUCCUAAAAUAACUUUCAGACAUAAAUGCUUCUUCUUCAUCUUACCAUCAUAUUUAACGACGUAGUGUCCUUGGCUGUUUUGAAAGGCAUUUAUAAAAAAAUGUAUGAUUUUUUAUUAUCAUCCUCAUCAUUCCCUCUCCCUCCCUUUCGUGAGAGGUCAUGCCCCUUGCCCUUUCACCUAUCCCCUAUGUCAUGGUCAUGAAUGAAGUAUCUUAUUUAUUUAACUCAGGAGGCAUGCUGGAACAGAGAGGUGCUGGAACCGAGAGUUGCUUGUAAUUGUAUAAUGCAUUAUCCACACACCUUUUGGUCUGCAAAGUUACUAUGCAUUCAAAAAAAGACAAAAUAAUGUACAUAUGCUGAGCCCAUUUCAUAUAUAGAUAGAUUACAACAUAUACACUAUCGUCUUUAUUUGAGAUUUUAUUUUUUCCUCCGCUGUUUUGGUUUGUUACUUCCUCCUUUGAGAUGGGAAUUGUACGAUUUGAUGGGGGUAGGAAGAAGUAGUCCCCUAAUGGUUAAGAUAUGAUUCAGGAUAGGUAAUCUGAUCCUAGAUCUGUUCCUAAGGGCAGCUUCUACCUGGAGCCUGUUGAAGAUAGUACUCUCCAGAGUCACAUUCGGCUGCAACAUUACAAAACCUGUGCGUAGAAACGUGUUGUGGAUCAAAAAAAGAUGAUUGUCUUGAAAGGCUAGGGAAUCGAGUCUGCUCUAUUCGUUACAUUUCUAUCUGCGAAGUUUGAACAUCUUACCUUCCUGAAUACACCCUGGUCACGUCUGUGUUUGUCACCAUGGAAACGUCCCACUCCGCUGUCAUGGGGUCGGAUGUGUUGUAAAGAGAUCUAUUCCUCUGGUUGCACAGUCUCUGAGAGGAGUGAGAGACGUAGCCUACUGUAGAUAGCAGGAUUGGACAGAACUUAAUUUAGUCCAUUUCGGGAAGGGAACAAAUCCUCACUGAACAAAACAGCAGGCUUCAAAUCUUGAAAUGGUAUUCAGCCAAAACGUCUCCUGAGAAGACGAAAUAGAAAUGGAAUUUACCCGUAGUCCCAUCCCGUGCUAGGCCUUACGGUGCUUUGGCUGGGCUAAUUUGUGUGUGUGUUUUGAGAGAGACAGAUGCACAGACCAGAGAGACAGACUAUGGUUGUGUUCAGAAGGCACAAAACGGGGAGAAAUAAACCAGUUUGAAAUGGGAAAUGAAAAAAGUUGGACCAACAAUGUUUCUUCCUAAUUGUGCCUGCUUGAACCCGACCCAUGUCUGUGUGUAACUGUCAGCGGGAACACUUCGAACAGCGGGAACACUUCGAACAGCGGGAACACUUCGAACAGACAAACGGACUGAGAAUCUGACAGUGACCCAAGGAUUGCUGUAAAUAAAGGCUUGUAUUGGA
Oncorhynchus nerka (sockeye salmon) is the source of this 12999-nucleotide messenger RNA. Its product is annotated as kinesin-like protein KIF26B. Gene Ontology annotation, biological process: microtubule-based movement. The record is from RefSeq and is a predicted model, not a curated record. Lineage: Eukaryota; Metazoa; Chordata; Actinopteri; Salmoniformes; Salmonidae. Gene Ontology annotation, molecular function: microtubule binding; microtubule motor activity; ATP binding.